GCUGCAAGAGACAACACCUGUGAUGUUCAAACAAUCAAGAAAAGAAAUAAGCUCCUGUGUUUCUUCUGGUUGAAACUGUAAACAGGAGGCUGCUGAAUACCAUGGUAACACUAAUAUCAGAAAAACUGAAAAACCAGACUUUGGAUGACUUGGCAUGCAAAACAUUAAAUAUUAAUUUGUACUCAGAUGAGAAGCAGAACAAAAGUCAUAGCCUGUUCCCCUUUGAAGUUAGUGAAGAGGGCUCUUGGAAAACUUCACAUGAAAAUUCUCAAGUCAGAACCGAGUCAAAUAAGAAUUCAGUUUGUUCUCUGCCAUUAUUUCAAUUUCGUUCAAGUGGAUCCAGUGCAGUUGCACAUUGGCAACAUGAAUCUUCAGGUCAGUCUCUGGACCCAGCAUCAUUAAAUGAACUGACUCUGAAUGAGAACACCAGGCAGUCAUUGACACCACCUCCCAAACGGCAUUGUAGGUCACUUUCUGAACCAGAUGAGUUGGUUUGGUGCCGAUCACCAUGGAAACCUGGCAGUUCAAAGAUUUGGACCCCCAUGUCCAAGAGGCAAUGCAACAGUGGAUGCAGUACUACUUUGCAACGAUGCAACAGCCAUGGAAGCACCUACGUAAAGCAAUGCGCAAGCAUCAGUUUGUCCCAUAGUCACCAAUCCAGAAGCAGUGUAUUCCAAAUCACCAGCCGCAAUGCUUCACCGGUACCCAGACCUUCUUCUGCAAGUAGUGGUUCUAUAGAUAGCAAUGAAGGAAGGUCAGGUUCAGGUUUUCAUUGGCAUUCUGGAAGAUCUUACGACUUUCACCCACGGCGUCGCCUUUCCCUAUCACAGGAACACAUUACUGAAAUGGGAAACAGCUUCUCUUCAGCUAAUAGCACUCCCACGUCCACUCCAGAGCUCAGUCGGAGUCAGGUCUUGUUGAGAUGUCACUCACAGCCUUGUGUCUUGAAUGAAAAGAAAAGCCGACUUAAGCGCCGGAGGGACGAGGAUAUCCACUGGAAUCGUCCUUCGUUAGACUUUUUAAAAAUGACUCGGACUUUAAAAAUUUCAAAAAGUCUCUGCUCACUUGAUUAUGAGGAUGAUGACACACAGAUGAAGACCAUUGUCUCCUCUCCAUGCGACUCAAAUGACUUUAUGAACAUAACCACUCCUGGUUUAAGCCUAGAAGAGGAUCAGCUAAAGGCUGUCUGGUGCCAUGGCUCACAGCAAGCCAACUUCAGCAUGAGGAGCUCCGUGGAAGUGGCUGCUAUGUGCGAAAGUGAAGAAGAAACUAGUGACUGUGAGAGCACUGAAGAAGGCAUCUUUCCUCUGGACUAUGAGGCCAUAGAUCUAGAGCAGAUAGAAAAUAAUUGAGCCAAAGACAUCCUAAAAAUUAGUAUUGUAUGUUUCACCAGAAAUGUUACUGGGCGAUGAUACUACCUGUGUUUCUGACUUCCUGCACCUUGAGUAGUCUACCUACUGCUUGAGUGAGAAACAAGAAGGGUGAGUUAUAAAAACAGUUGGCACUGAAUUAUAGAUGAAUACAGGGACACUUUCAGAGCAAUAUGUGGAGAAAUCAUUUGAUUUAGAUAUUUUUUUAAAUAAAUGUCUAUUCUUUCCAACUCAGAUACUGAAUAUUUUUGAAACAAGAUUUUGAAAGAGUAUUCAGUGCUGCAGCGGGAUUUAAAGUAUCUUGCAACAUAAUUAAACAUGUGAAUGGGUUGCAUAAUGAAAUUUCUAGCAAACCAUACGUCCAAAGUAUAUAUGGUAACUGCCUUGUAUGGUGAGUAGUUUGGGCUUUGUAUACACGUCAAAAUUUGGUUCACAUGCUGUUGGCAUCAUUGAAUGUUCAUGGAUUUGCAUUUGCCUAUCUUUGUUUGGAAUGAGCAGCAUGUGAACCAGACGACACUUACCAAAUUAGGUGGCCAUAACAGCCUUGUCAGGACUGCCCAAACCGUGGAUAUUCUAGCUGCUAAAUAUAUACAUACCUUCAGUUUUUGUGCCAUGUUGUAAUGAGAACAUAGAAUGUAUAUGAGUAUUGAUAUCUAAAAACGUCACAUUGCACCUUUUGUAAAUCAGCACUAAGACUAUCAAAACCUUUGUUUACCUACAAAUAAUGCCCCACUUAAACUGUUGUGUUACCUGAAACAAUGUUCCUGAGCCUUUUCUGGGCACUUCUUGUCUGUUUAUUCAACAUGCAAAGGAAGCAGGAAAAAUGUACUAGUCCUAAUGCUUCAAUUGUCAGGUUUGGCAGUUUCAAAAGGAGAAUAUUCUGUAGCCAUGGACACUCUCCUUUUCAAAUUGUUGCUCUAAAGAUCAGGACAAGGUUAGCAUGCUCCCCCUCCAUACAGACUGAAUAGAGAAGUGGAACAUGUGAGGAGAAUUUGAGUGGGUUGGAUUGCAAGUAACUGCUACUGUGGUUAAGAGGAAUGUAUAACAAAAAUACUUGAACUUCCAUGAAGGGACUUUGGAAUUAUGAGCUUUCCAAGAAGGUUGUCUUUUCAGCAAAACUAAGUGGAAACUAGUCCUUGAAAUACAUACUUCUUGUUUUCAA
Anolis sagrei ordinatus is the source of this 2532-nucleotide messenger RNA. It is a transcript of the gene FAM53A, whose product is annotated as family with sequence similarity 53 member A. The record is from RefSeq and is a predicted model, not a curated record. Gene Ontology annotation, biological process: protein import into nucleus. Lineage: Eukaryota; Metazoa; Chordata; Lepidosauria; Squamata; Anolidae. Gene Ontology annotation, cellular component: nucleus.